UAGCUUUAUAUUCAAAAAAAUGUUGAUUAUAAAUUCAAAUGAAUCUCAUCUUAAAUCUAUAAUUAAAAUAAGUAAUUAGCUAUCAAUCUUAAGCUACUGAUAUUUUAUUAACCAAAUAAUCAAAUUGAUCAAAAUUUAUAAUAAAAAAUUUUAUUUUAAAUAUUAGAUGCGAUCUAUCUCCAAAAUAUUAAUAAUAAAUAAUAAAUCAAAAAAAUUCAAAAUAUUAAAAAAAGAAAAUAAGAAAAAAAUUGGUAAAAUGAAACUCAAAAACGCAAUAUUAAUCUUGCUAUUCUUUGUGCUUCUUAUCUGCUCCAAUCUCUCUACCUAAGUUGAAGCUAAAUCAUUAAAAUCAUAGACAUAAACCGCUAUAAAAGAUUGUUUAGGGCCUAAAUAACACUGCGGUAAUGAUAAAUAAUGCUGCAGAGGACUUUGUGUAAUGAACAUGUGUCUUGGCUGAAGAAAUUUUUCUAAAAAUUAUAAUAAUUUUAUGGCUCUAUCAAAUAAAUAUAUGAUUAAAAUUUAUAUAUAUAUUUGUUAAAAUUUAAAAAAAAUAAACAAUUUUUUUUUUAGCAUAAUCAAUAUAAAU
Molecule: messenger RNA, 586 nt
Organism: Tetrahymena thermophila SB210
Lineage: Eukaryota; Ciliophora; Oligohymenophorea; Hymenostomatida; Tetrahymenidae
Product: transmembrane protein, putative
Exons: 1
Source: RefSeq, a predicted model, not a curated record